Molecule: messenger RNA, 2829 nt
Organism: Exserohilum turcica Et28A
Lineage: Eukaryota; Fungi; Ascomycota; Dothideomycetes; Pleosporales; Pleosporaceae
Exons: 2
Coding region: 1-2829 (942 amino acids)
Molecular function (GO): microtubule binding
Source: RefSeq, a predicted model, not a curated record
AUGGACGCCUUUUCGUCCCCCGUGCGCUUGAUGCCGCCCCAUACGCCCCGGCGAGUCCCGUCGCCAGUCAUGUCGCCCAACGGCAGGAGAGGCCGCCCCGAAGACGGCCGUCUGCGCGACCUGUCGCCCGAAACAACACUGCGCGCCUUCACCCACGACCCCAUGCCCUUCGACACCACCCGCGACGAAUACAAGAUCUUUGCCUGCAUCGAAACCCUCACCGUCGCCGAGCGAGACCUGGGCGCGCGCGUCGCAAAGGCAGCCCAACGCCUCAAGGCCUGGUGCGCCGAGAUCGAGCAGUGGGGUUGGUCUGGCAGCUUCGAGCAGCCCAGCGCCGAUGCCCGUGAGCAGAAGAGGAGGAGCAUCGAGCUGCGCAUCAGACAACAUGUCGCCGACCCGGACUUUGCCAACAUCGUGCCGCCGCUGGAAUACUGGGGCUCUCUGCUCUCCGACGAGGUGCAGCAGUACGAGGCGCGCCUCGACGACAUUGAAGACGAGAUGCUCAAGCUCGACGUCGAGGAGCUCAAGGAGCACGUUUUGGACAUGCAUCCCGCGGGCAGGGCCCGGCCUUCUGCCGGCUUCCCAGCCACCCGUCACCACUACAAGGUCAUGGACGACUUCUCCUUUCUCAUUACCCAGACCCUGCUGUCGGCACUGCCGCAUCACGCCAAGCUCAAAGAUCGCCUGGGUACCUGGACAGCCCGCGUCUCCAUUCUCCGCCAAACACCCCGUUACCUCAGGGACCUGGAGACCGCGCAGAAGGCUAUGCGCCUGGGCUGGGACGCCAUCGAGCCACCAACAGACUCGUCCGAUCUCGCCUUCGAACAAUGGAAAGAAGCCGUGGAUACAAUCUCGGCCACCCUCCACCAAAGAGUCAGUGAUCUCGGUCGGCGUUUGGACAGGAUGCUCGACACGCUCGAGGGCCGAGAAGACUGUCUACCAGACCACUGGAUAGAUACAUUUGAAGCCACAGAGGCAGACUUUGGGCGGUGGAAACACGAGUCAAGAAGGCGGCUCAUUGACCUCGAGGUGCGAAGACGAGCGGAGAGCUCUACCGCACCCAAGACUCCUGGUCAUGAGCAACAUUCGUCAGUAGAUUCCGGCUCAAGUACGACUCCUGUCAACAGCUACGACUCUCUUCGUGGAUCUGGCAGCAGCAACUCUACAAUCGACACGGUGAACUCGUCAAAAGGCAAAUCACUACCAGCAGAGGCUUCCAAUGCCUCUGGUGGUACAUCGUUGCCCAUGGCAAGCGUGCUCCCAGACCAGAUUAGCUUCGAGUCGGAGCCUUCUCCCUCUGAGGAUGAGUCCGAGUUUGACGAAGGCGACACCGUUGUGCAUCACGUCCUUGAAGAGAGUUCAGAGCCUAGUGCAGUCCAGUCCGAAUCCGAAACAUCCGUGCCAGACGAACCCCGAGCGGAUGGUUUAUCAGAAAGCCACACGCACGGUCGCCCCGUCCCUCUCGCACUACAUGGUGACCUAGCCGUUACCGCUAAUGGUGGCCAGGAUCGUGCUGUACUGGACCCCCCUCAAACACCACGCUCAUGGAGAGGUAGCCUGGGGUCAUUCUCCACAGACAUGUCACCUGACUCAAGCCCGCACAGUACCGUGGAAGAGUCUCCGUCUGUACUUCACACCACCAACCGUGCAAUGAGAGGGCCUCGCCCUGAACUCAAUGCCACCGUGGCAAAGCGACGACUGGACCAUGAUGCCGUUGCUCUUGAACGAGAUUCUGAAGGCGCGCCAUGGCCACCAUCGCGCUUCGUCCAGAAGCCUUCGACCAGUGCACAAGAAUUGGAACAAAAGAUUUCCGAUAUCCUAACAACUAUUCCUGCCCACAUCAGGCUGACAUCAGGUCCUGGUCCUGAUGCACCCGAAGUGAAACCAGCACGUGGCCUCGCAGCCAAAGGCAGCCGCCCAUUCCUACGCGCAGCCCGUUCAGUGAGUAACUUGAAAGCGCCUGAGCUUACUCUGUCGCCUGCCAAAAGCGAAUUCGAGCUCAAUAAUCCUGCCUGUGGACGUAGAUCUGCCGCAGCCAGAGGCGACAACGACAUCAAGCUGUAUCACCUUACACAACCAGGCAAGGAGCAGCCCAUCAAGCUAUUCAUUCGUCGCGUCGGUGAGAAUGGUGAGCGCGUCAUGGUGCGCGUUGGAGGCGGUUGGUCUGACCUCGGCGAGUACCUGCGUCAAUACGCUGAACACCACGGCCGCCGAACAGCAAGCGAAGGCAAAUUCGAGGUGCUUGGUCUUGAAGUCAAGAACGUGGAGAACUCGCCCACUCGCCCCGAGAGCCGGCGCGAGAGACGCAUCAGCAUGGGCUACCCCUUUCCCAGCCCUUCGACCACGCCAGUCAAACCAUCGGGCUUGGGCGUCGGCAUCUCGAUAGACAGGACACCUCCGCCCAUGCCCAACUUCCGGGUAUCGACACCAGACGCGACCGAAGGACCAGUCAUGUCUUCCACCACACCGUCCGGCAGCCCGUGGCAAGGCCGCGAAGUUGGGCUCGCGGGCCCAAACACAAAAAAGCUUGAGCUCAGCGGCGAAAAGCUGCAGUGGAUCGAGGGCAUGAUGAAACAAGUUCGUACCGUGAGCACAAAUGCAAUCACAAUCGAUCGCCCGCCUUUCCAGCGCGACGAGCGCCCAGCAACAAGUGGCGGCGGAAGUCGUCCAGGCAGUCGUCCAGGCAGUCGUCCAGGUAGUCGCGCCGGCCUAGGCGGAACCCUCGGCGGCAAGAAGACCGAGUUCGCCGACUUGGGCAAAGUUGGCGGCACAAGAAGAGUGUUUAUGAAAGGUGGAAAGUCGAAUUUCGGUCCUGGCGAGCAGCAGUAA